CGCAUCAGCGAACGGGAGGUACCAGGUUUCCCACCGCACUUCCGCAGGGUCCGCCGUCCGCGAAAGCCUGAUCACCGCCGCGCGGCGCUGCAGAACCCUAGACCCCCCAACCGACCCACCGCCCCUUCUCGUCGACAUGGCCGACGCCCCCGACCAGCCCCCCUACGGCGACGAGCACCGGACGGAAGGCGGCCCCCGACGCACCUACACGCCGUACAAGACGGAGGGUCUCAGCGCCCUCUCGCCCCGCGCGCUCUACGACUUGCCGACCUCGCCGGAGCUGCUGUUCCACGAGGAGCAGCGCAAGGGCCGCACCUGGGGCGAGAACCUCACCUUGUACACCGGCUGCGGCUACCUCGCUGGCUGCACGUCCGGGGCGGCCGUCGGGCUGCGCCGCGCCGCGGCCGAGUCCCAGCGCGGCGAGUCCGCCAAGCUCCGCGCCAGCCGCGCGCUCACCCAGUGCGGCGCCGUCGGCCGCGCGUACGGGAUCCGGCUCGGCAUCAUCGGCCUGCUCUUCGCGGGGGUCGAGAGUGGCGCAUCCGGGCUCCGCGGCGCCGAAGACUGGAAGAACACCGUCGCUGCCGGGCUUGGGGCUGGCUUGCUCUAUCGGGCGGCGGCCGGUCCGCGCUCUGCGGUCAUUGGUUGCGUCGUCGGAGGACUCAUGGCCGGAGCAGCCGUCGCCGGGAAUCAAGUUCUCGAGAGAUACGUGCCUGAUCUGGCUUUAUAAACCACAACCACAACGCUGCUUAGCAAGCAUUGCUAGGUUUAAAUCUGGCGUUUUCAGGCUACUUGUAAUAAUUAGUUUAGUUCUACGCUUAUGGCAUCUGUACAAAUUUCAAACCUCUGUCCUUAAUUAGCUAAUGGUGCUGUUUACUUAUGGAUAUGUAUCCAAAAUCGAAUUGAGAAUGGUUGAAUUAAUGGUGCUUUGAUGCUUCUAUAUAUGACAUAUCUAAUCAUUGUUUACGUAA
Messenger RNA from Sorghum bicolor (sorghum), 968 nucleotides. Its product is annotated as mitochondrial import inner membrane translocase subunit TIM23-2. Bases 137 to 727 code for a protein of 196 amino acids. The record is from RefSeq and is a predicted model, not a curated record. Gene Ontology annotation, cellular component: mitochondrial inner membrane; TIM23 mitochondrial import inner membrane translocase complex. The transcript has a single exon. Gene Ontology annotation, biological process: protein import into mitochondrial matrix. Gene Ontology annotation, molecular function: transmembrane protein transporter activity. Lineage: Eukaryota; Viridiplantae; Streptophyta; Magnoliopsida; Poales; Poaceae.